Raphanus sativus (radish) is the source of this 4038-nucleotide messenger RNA. Its product is annotated as putative lysine-specific demethylase JMJ16. The transcript has 11 exons. Lineage: Eukaryota; Viridiplantae; Streptophyta; Magnoliopsida; Brassicales; Brassicaceae. Gene Ontology annotation, cellular component: nucleus. Bases 362 to 3895 code for a protein of 1177 amino acids. The record is from RefSeq and is a predicted model, not a curated record. Gene Ontology annotation, biological process: chromatin remodeling. Gene Ontology annotation, molecular function: histone H3K4me/H3K4me2/H3K4me3 demethylase activity.
GGGGCCAGAUCUGAUAUUCUUUUUGUAAAAAAAUAAAUUACUAAAAUUGCAAAUUGAUUAGGAUUUCCUCAGAUCUUUCAAAUCUCUUGUUGAUUUUUUUUAUACCGAUUCUGAGUUACGAUGACCUGAAUCUGGAUGCAGUUCUCCAGCUGUUUUGACCUCUAAUUUAAGAAACCCUAGUUUCCAAGUCAGAUACUAUUUUGUAAUGGGUCUACUUAGAUUUUGAUUUGAUUUAGAUAUUUAGUGUCAUGUAUUAUUAGUAUUUUUCAUUUUUAGUUUCUAAUAUUGGGGUUUGUGAUAUUCUUGGGAAAUGAUGAGACUUUUCCAAAUUGUAUUUUGUUUGUUGGAACAGUGUUAAGUAAUGGGGACAGAGCUGAUGAGAAUCUGUGUGAAAGAAGAAAGUGAUGAGUUGCCAUCUGUUCCUCCUGGGUUUGAAUCAUAUGCUACUUUCACUUUAAAAAGAAGACUUGUCCCUGAUGAUCAGACCAAGGCUAAUGCAAUGGAGAGUGUUGCUUCUGUAUCAAAUCAAGCUGAGUUGGAGACUGAAUCCGAUGAAGCCAAAGCUGCUCGGUCUCUACGGCGUAGACCUUGGAUUAACUAUGAUGAUGAUGUUGCUGCUGAUCCAAACAAUGAGAAGAAGGCCUCGCCUCAAAAUCUUGAUCAAAAUUGUGGAGUGAAGUCUCCUCCUUCUCUACCAAAGGGUGUGACUAGAGGAUGUGCAGAAUGUAAUGACUGCCAAAAGGUAACUGCGAGAUGGCAUCCAGAUGAAGCUCGUAGGCCUGACCUUGAAGAUGCCCCUAUAUUCUACCCGAGCGAGGAGGAGUUUGAAGACACUUUGAGCUACAUAGCUAAAAUAAGACCCAAGGCUGAGAAGUAUGGAAUCUGCCGCAUUGUUCCUCCUCCUUCCUGGAAACCACCGUGCCCGCUGAAAGAAAAGCAAGUGUGGGAAGGUUCUAAAUUUAACACACGUGUCCAAAGAGUGGAUAAACUUCAGAACCGGAGUUCAAUGAAGAAGGUUUCAAAGCAUUCUAAUCAAAUGAGAAGGAAGAAGAGAAAGUGCAUGAAAAUGGGAAUGGAUUCUGGCGAUCCUGGCUCUGCAAGUCCCGGAAUGAGUGAGCUUGAGACGUUUGGGUUUGAACCUGGUCCAGGGUUCACUUUAAAAGACUUCAAAAAGUAUGCUGAUGAGUUCAAGGCUCAGUACUUUAAAAAGAGUGAGACUUCUACAUACAGUGAAUGUAAAGCUGGUGACUCCAUGGACUCCUGGGAGCCAGCAGUUGAGGAUGUUGAAGGUGAAUAUUGGCGGAUAGUAGAUAAAGCAACCGAAGAGAUAGAGGUGCUAUAUGGUGCUGACCUUGAAACUGGGGUGUUUGGUAGCGGAUUCCCCAAGAUAUCAUCAACUCACGAGGCUUCUUCUUCAGACGAAAUAUAUGCAAAAUCGGGCUGGAACUUAAAUAAUUUCUCAAGGCUUCCAGGAUCCCUUCUUAAGCAUGAGGCCAGUGAUAUCUCUGGUGUCCUUGUACCGUGGUUGUAUAUUGGGAUGUGCUUUUCUUCUUUCUGCUGGCAUGUUGAAGAUCACCAUUUGUAUUCGAUGAAUUACAUGCACUGGGGUGCCCCAAAAUUGUGGUAUGGUGUUGCGGGGAAGGAUGCUGUUAAACUAGAGGAGGCGAUGAGAAAGCAUUUGCCUGACCUUUUCGAAGAACAGCCUGAUUUGCUUCAUAAGCUAGUUACACAACUCUCCCCUUCAAAAUUGAAAACCGCAGGAGUACCUGUGCACCGUUGCGUCCAGCACGCUGGAGAGUUUGUCUUGACUUUUCCUCGGGCAUAUCAUGCGGGUUUUAAUUGUGGUUUCAACUGUGCUGAAGCUGUGAAUGUAGCACCAGUUGACUGGCUCCCUCAUGGGCAGAUUGCUAUAGAAUUAUACAGUCAACAGGGUAGAAAAACGUCCAUCUCGCAUGAUAAACUGUUGCUUGGGGCAGCAAGAGAAGUAGUGAAAGCCGACUGGGAGCUUAACUUGCUAAAGAAGAAUACAAUAUAUAACUUGUGGUGGAAGGAGUUUAGUGGAAAGGAUGGGAUUUUGGCAAAAACACUCAAGGCACGCAUUGACAUGGAACGUACAAGAAGAGAAUUUUUGUGCAGCUCUUCACUUGCACUGAAGAUGCAUAGUAAUUUCGAUGCUACCAACGAGAGAGAGUGUUGUAUAUGCUUCUUUGAUUUGCACCUCUCCGCAGCUGGUUGCCGCUGUUCCCCAGAGAAGUACUCAUGCUUGACACAUGUGAAGCAGUUGUGUUCGUGUCCGUGGGUUACUAAAUAUUAUCUAUUUCGCUACGAUAUGGAUGAACUGAAUGUUCUUCUCGAGGCUGUGGAAGGUAAACUUAGUUCUGUGUAUAGAUGGGCGCGUCAAGAUUUAGGAUUGGCUUUAAGUGAAAACCUCUCAGGAAGCAAGAUGGAGAUAGAUGAAGAAGAACCACAACAAGCAGCUGCACUUUUAGGGAAAGAUUUACAGAUGAAAGCAACAUCGAGAGAAGAUCUGAGCAGACGGUUAGAAAAGACGAGUAAAUUAUUAGAAGUCAAGGAGGAGCAGUUAACACCAAGCCAUUGUAUGAAGCCAGUCAAAGAAGAAACUGUUUAUGAUUCUUCUGUUCCAGUUUGCCAACCAUCUGAAGGAGGCAUCUCUGUGUCAGCUGCUGGAAAAAAGAAUCCACAGAGUGUACCUGAUGAUGUGAUACUCCUCAGUGAUGAUGAGCACGACAUACCUAGGAAACGAGUCUCGCCAGGCAAGCAUUUGAAGAUACGGGAGAGACCAACCCACGUUUUAGCGUUAGAAGCGACUAGUAAAACCCCUGUUCCAAUGGCCGAAAAGCAAGCAAUUUCUUUGCUUGAUAGACAAAACACUAUGUCAUUGCCUACUAGUAAUGACCAAAGAGCAGUGCAAGGGGAUGUACCAAGUUCUGUAUCUCCCGCGGAAGUUAAUACCGUAGCUGAUGGACUUGCUCUUGUUACUAGCAACCAAGGUGGCUUAAAACCUAUUAGCUGUAAAGCCAAAACCUCUGGAAGUUUGGCUAUAGUGGAUGUGGUUGAUGGGAUAAGAAGUAACUCAGGUACACCGUCUUGUUCACAGAAUAAUAGUCCGGAUAGGAUCAUCCGCCAAAAGGGUCCACGUAUAGCAAAAGUUGUGAGGAGAAUCAAUUGCAAUGUAGAGCCUUUAAACUAUGGAUGUGUGCUUUCUGGAAAAUCAUGGUGCAACCGCCAAGCGAUUUUUCCUAAAGGAUACCGUAGUCGGGUCAGGUACAUAAAUAUUUUGGAUCCAACAAGGAUGAGCUUCUACAUUUCAGAAAUUCUUGAUGCUGGACGCAAUAGUCCGUUGUUCAUGGUUCACUUGGAGGGUAAUCCCAGUGAGGUGUUUGCUCACUUGUCGCCUACAAGAUGCUGGGAGAUGGUAAGAGAUAGAGUAAACCAAGAGAUAAGUAAGCAGCACAAAGCUGGUAAGCUAGAUCUUCCUCCUCUGCAGCCCUCUGGGAGUCCUGACGGUUUUGAAAUGUUUGGAUAUACUUCACCUGCAAUCCUACAGGCUAUUGAAGCGUUAGACGUGAAUAGAGUUUGCACAGAGUAUUGGGACUCCAGGCCUUAUUCGCGGCCACAAGUGCAGUUCCUUGCAAAUCCUCUUCUCAGAGAAGCCAACAAGACAACAAGCAUACAAUCAUCAUCGGAUGUGAGAAAUCUCCAGAAAGCUCCCGGACGUCGUCUGUUAUUACCUGCUGGAACAAACUCCACUCUCAAAGUUCUGCUUAAGAAAGCUAACAUGGAGGAACUAAGCUCACUUCAAGAGGUUUUAAGUGAGUCUAACAUAGAUUUGGUGACCGAACUUGUGAAGGAAGAGAUCCAGAAGCGGCGCUGAUUUUAUAUGGAAGGAGAUUGUUUUUUUAGUGUGUACAUACAGAGUUGAUGAAAGGCUGCAUUGCUCAUUCUUUUUGGUCACCCUUUACAGAGGAAGAAUAGAAACAUAUAACUAUGCGUUCUUGAAACCAUUAGUUUUGGUUA